This is a messenger RNA of Agelaius phoeniceus (red-winged blackbird), 1446 nucleotides long. RefSeq names its product TNF receptor superfamily member 8 (gene TNFRSF8). NCBI's taxonomy places the organism in Eukaryota, Metazoa, Chordata, Aves, Passeriformes, Icteridae. The record is from RefSeq and is a predicted model, not a curated record. Gene Ontology annotation, molecular function: protein binding.
AUGGCUGCCUGCAGCCUGCCUCUGGGACUGUGGCUGCUGCUGCUGCUCCAGGACAUCCAGACCACCCCACAGCAAUCCUUAACCCCACCUCAUUCCUGUGGCACACGAGAGAAUUGGUUCUAUGAUGAAACUUCACAAAACUGCUGUUACCAGUGUCCCUCAGGCUAUGUUAAAAAGAAAGCAUGUCCUCAGGAUCCAGCUGCAGACUGCAUGACCUGUGGACCUGAUCAGUACCUGAACAAUAAAUCCAAAAAGCCACAAUGUGAUGCCUGUGUGUCAUGCUCAAAAGACCUGGUGGAGAAGCAGCCGUGCUCCCUCAGCUCCAGCCGCGUCUGUGAGUGCCGGCCCGGCCUGUUCUGCCAGCUGCCCGUGGUGGACAGCUGCUCCCGCUGCCAGCAGCACUCUGCCUGCAAGCCUGGCUUUGGGGUCAAAACCAGGGGCACCUCAACAAAUGAUGUGACUUGUGAAGAGUGCCCUGCUGGGACCUUCUCUGAUCAAAGCUCCAGCACUGACAUCUGCAAACCCCACACCAACUGUGCCAAGUUGAACAAAGUCACCCUAAGGAAAGGAAAUGCCACACACGAUCAAGUUUGCCUGGAGCAGCUGCCCACUUACCUCACCCCAAGCACUUUGUCCAUGAGAUUCAGCAAUGAAACAAAUAACUUUGACCUGAGGAUGGUGAAGGAGAACCUGGUGACCUCUGCUAGUGGUGACCUUCUAAGUGUUACAACAGCCAAAAAUCCCAGUUCAACUCCUGAGGAGAAAGCUCAGGCUCCCACCUCAGCCAAGGGGGAGAUGACAACAGGAGGUGUGGUGCUUUGGGCAGUGGUUCUCUCCCUGGGAGUGCUUCUUGGGGCCAUGCUGGUGUUUUGGAAAUGGAAGGUUUGCAAGAAGAGGAUCCUCGUCCUCAGGAGAAAGCCACACCUGCAUUCGGUCAUCGCACACAAAUACGUGCUCAAGUCUCCAGGCUCGGAUCUCGUGAACAAAUGUGCAAAGAUCAUACUGACCACUGAGGGUGGGCUGGAAGAGGAGGAGCUGAUUGACAGAGCCCUUCCUUUGGAAACCAACAAUAACUUGGUGUCCAGCCCAGAAAAAGCCCCGAGUCCUCACUGGAGUGUGGCUGAGGUGACACCAAGCAGUGGCAAUGCCCCAGAGUGCCCCGUGGAUCCUCGAGUCAGAGACCACACAAAUAACAGAAUUGAAAAACUCUACAUCAUGAAGGCCGACACUGUUAUCGUGGGGUCUGUCUCAGAAGUGCCCAGUGGCAAGAACUGUGCUGUUAAAGGAUGUGAAAAUACCCUUGAUGCCCAGGAAAGCACAGAGGAGGAACUGGAAAUGCACUACCCAGAGCAGGAGACAGAGUCCUUUCCAGGGAAUGAUGUAAUGGUGCCUGUGGAAGAGGAGGGAAAGGAAUUUCACCACCCUACCACUGCCACUGAGAAGUGA